Messenger RNA from Necator americanus (New World hookworm), 2202 nucleotides. RefSeq lists its product as uncharacterized. The coding region runs from base 1 to 2202 and encodes 733 amino acids. The record is from RefSeq and is a predicted model, not a curated record. Lineage: Eukaryota; Metazoa; Nematoda; Chromadorea; Rhabditida; Ancylostomatidae. Gene Ontology annotation, molecular function: dopamine neurotransmitter receptor activity, coupled via Gi/Go; G protein-coupled receptor activity. The transcript is spliced from 16 exons. Gene Ontology annotation, biological process: adenylate cyclase-activating adrenergic receptor signaling pathway. Gene Ontology annotation, cellular component: plasma membrane.
AUGACUGGGGAAGAAAAUGCGACGAAUGCGUCCACUACGGAGUUGCUGCAGCAAAUGCAAACUCGCGUGCACUGGGGUGUCAGCGACGUCGCAUUGCUGUUCCUGAUUAUGGUCGUCGUAUUCGGCAACAGUUUGGUGAUUUUUGCCGUAUUGAUCGAUCGGAAACUGAAAACAGUAACCACGAACAAGUUCAUAGCGAGUUUAGCCGUUAGCGAUCUCCUGGUUGGACUUGUGGUUAUGCCAUUGUCGUUAUACUAUAAGCUCAACAAUGAUGAAUGGACACUCGGCUAUACUUGGUGUCAAUUCCAUCUCGUAUCAGGGGUUUUUUCAACAACUGCCAGUAUUGUUCAUCUAGUGGCGAUCAGCUUGGAUCGGUACUUCGCCAUCAUGUUCCCCACGGAAUAUCAACGACAUUGUGUUUCCACAUCAACGUUACCGUAUGUGGUGAUGAUUUGGGUGAUGGCAUUGGCCGUUAGCUCAACGCUGUUCAUGGAGCAGAAGCUCCACUCGGAGACGAUAUGUUGGAUCGAUAAUCCACAGUACAUAGUGCUCUCCUCAUUUCUUUCGUUCUUUCUACCGGGUGCCAUUGUCGUAUAUCUAUACAUAAAGAUAUUCAAGAAGCUCAGGAAUCAUCAACUUUAUAUGUUUGGACAGGCUACGCAAAAACACGCCGACAAAAAGCAGUCACUACCGCGGGUCAUAAUCGAAGAGGUCCGCUCCAGACGUGGCUCAAGAAUGUCACAGUCAGGGUCACAAUGCGGCAGCCCAACGAGAAGAUCAUCUAAAGAUCGAUCACCGAGUCAACCAGAUAUCCACUGCGUGGCUAAACCACUUCAACGAUGGCGAAGUCCAACAAUUUGCGCUGAAACCUUGGCGCACGAUCGAUGUGUGGCCGCUAAAAAACGGGUGUCCAUAGUUCCAGAUCCACCGUCAAUGGAUGUCAGUAUUAGUUUAGCCUGUGCUGCUCAAAUGAGGGCUGAACACGAGCAAAACAAGCUCCGGGAAGAGGAGAUGAAAACCGAUAUGGAUCCAGUUAGGAAGAAAAGCGAAGAAGAAGUGCGAAAAUUGAGUGAGGAACGACGGAGGAAGAUUAUCGAACGACGACGGAUGAGUACACAGGAUAGUCCGAACGGUGUACCGAUUAUGCAGGCUUUUCAGAAGGCUUACUCCGAAGUUCGAGCUGGCAGGCGCCGUUCAAUCCAAGAUUUUGAGUUCUCUGUUGGCCAAUAUGCGUCACGCACACAUUUGCCUACGGUAUGCGAUGACGAAGGAUCGCCCACCGAAAGUCGAUCGAGGGAGAGCAGCUUUGCGGAAACAGUGAUAGCCCUUGAACAGACACCACCAAAACCGUCGAUUAGGGAGGACUCACAUGAGGAAUCUGCAUCAACGGAUGCUAGUCAAAAACCGUUACUUGCAGUGCCUCCCCAUCACAGACAGAGAAAGUCGAUCACAUGUCUUCCUCCACCGACUUUCCUCAUAGUUCCAGCGAUGAUGGCAAUGAACACGCCACCUCAAUCGCCGGGGAUUCGUGAAAAUAAAAAUUCAACAUUAAGGGUACCUCGACUUUUCGACUGCCCAUCACCGUGUUCGGUCCCAUCAAACAGUAGCCAUUCCUCUUACACCUCAGCGAGUAGCGGUGACACUUUUCGGCGUAUCUCUAUGAACAGUUACGGUAGUAGCCUUACGGAUAAUACAGAUUCGACGUUUGAAAUUGAUUCAAGGCGGUCAUCUGCUUGGUCCACGCUACGAAAUGCUGUGAUGGAAGUUGGUGGUAGCGGACGUAAGGCUGCUGUAGACAUCACAAUAGACGGAUCUAAUGGCACACCACAAAAAAAGGUUUCAUCGAUAAGUCGAGGGAAAUUACGAAGAAUCGCUACACAGGUCACACGAGCAAUUCGACGGAAACGACGAGAAUCAAUGGCGAUUCGUCGUGAAUCACGUGCUACACGAGUAGUUGCAGCAAUUCUUAUUGCUUUCCUGAUCUGUUGGAUACCGUAUUUUUGCGUGAGCGUGAUUCGUGGUAUUGCUACGGGUUUUUCCAUGGAAAUUAACGUUCGUCUACAUUUACAAUUGUAUUUGAUAACAUCAUGGCUUGGAUAUGCCCAUUCUUGCUUUAAUCCGGUGAUCUAUAUGUGCCUGAACAAGAACUUCCGUUCUACAAUGAGACGUAUGAUUGGUAGGACGCGAAAAGAAGAUCACUAA